Messenger RNA from Xiphias gladius (swordfish), 1280 nucleotides. RefSeq names its product small integral membrane protein 28-like. The transcript has 2 exons. The record is from RefSeq and is a predicted model, not a curated record. Lineage: Eukaryota; Metazoa; Chordata; Actinopteri; Istiophoriformes; Xiphiidae. Bases 373 to 819 code for a protein of 148 amino acids.
UCCUAAAAUACUUUGCACAGAUAGAAUCAGGACACUUCGGGCUUUCAAACAGCGUAUGACUUGUCAUUUGGGUAAAAACUACAAUCACUUCAGUUGACAAGCUCGAUUCCUGCAGAGUGAGGUGUCUCGCUGCAGACGUGGGGACAAACAGAAGAAGGUGCCUCUUCUAAUCUCGGUCUUACUUCCUUAACGCCGUGAACCAGACCAGAGCGUUGUCUGGUGGGAAAGUGGCACCGGUCUUAACCAUUUAUAUGGAAAUGAAUCGGAGCACAUCGAAGAAUAUCCCUCCUGCUUCUCCGUUGCACACGAAACCUUCCCGUGUUCAGCAGGGACGAACCUCUGCAAAAUCACUUCACUGGUCUGAAAACAGAAAUGUUGAUUAUUGCUCGUCGUCUUGGCCACAACUGGAAUGAGUUGGACCUGGGGGAGGACAGAAACUCAGAGCUGGUGGUUUACGUGGUCCUCCCGGUGGUCUCCGUCCUCCUGCUGGCUCUCCUGGUCGGUCUGGUCUACCGCCGGUGUUCCCGCAGUAAGCUGAGCCUGGCCAACAUCAUCGCUCUGGACCUGCAGGACACGGAGAGCAGCGCCGAGUUCCUCUCCUCCCUGACCAGGAACGCCGAGCGCCACACCAGCACCAGCUCCGACGGAUCGGACGGCGUCUUUGUCAUGGUCUACCUGCCUCCACCCUACGAAGAAACCCUCACCAAGAUCACCCGGGCCGCCAGCCUCUCCAGCUCCAAAGACGUGGAGUCAAUAAAGAUAGAAGAUCUGGAGGCCAAGCUGUGUCCAGAGCUCAAGUCCAGCGGCCGAUACGUGUGAUAUCGUUUUUAUGCCGCAGUGUCAAAAGACCUUAUAACUCCAAUAUUUGGUGUUUUUGAAAUAACUUUUGUUGUCUGUAAAUUAUAAUCAUUUAAUUAUCACUCAACUCUACAGCUCUGUAGAGCUUUUGAGCCUCUGUUAGCACAUAGUUUUGGUUUUUACGGCAUGGCUCAAUCUCAUCACCAGCCUUUUCACCAAACUGGCUCCGGUAAACCCUCUGUCCUCUGCCUGCUCAGCACCGCACAGCAGACAGAAUCCGUCUGGGACCCGCUGGUGAACGUAGCCAAACCGGGAGCUAGAGGAGGGGGAAUGAUGGACUUACAUUUGGGGGGGGACAAACCCGACUCGCAGUGGGCCGGGCAUGUUGCUGUGCGUCUGUUGAAUGUGUAAACAGGCUUUUGUGUCUGCGUGUUGUCAGCUUGUUUUAGAGUUCUUCUGCCCUCUAGUGUCCAAGAAUUAAU